AUGCUGUUGCUGCGGUCGCUGCCGCUGCUGCUUCUGCUGGGGGCGCCACGGAGCUUCACCGAGGGCGCGGCGACGGCACUUACCCCCGACCCGGUCCUCGAGUGGCAGGAUAAAGGAAUAUUCGUUAUCCAGAGUGAGAGCCUCAAGAAAUGCAUUCAAGCAGGCAAAUCUGCCCUGACCCUGGAGAACUGCAAACCAGCAAACAAGCACAUGCUGUGGAAGUGGGUUUCAAACCACCGCCUUUUUAACAUAGGAGGCAGUGGUUGCCUGGGUCUGAAUUUAUCGAAUCCAGAGCAGCUACUAAGCAUAUAUGAGUGUGAUUCCACUCACGUUUCCUUGAGAUGGCGCUGUAACAGGAACAUGAUCACCGGCCCUCUCCAGUACACGGUCCAGGUGAAUCACAACAACGUGCUUGUGGCCUCAUGGAAAUAUCUUCAUAAGUGGAUUUCCUACAUGUCAGGUGGUGGAAGCAUUUGUGAAUAUCUGCACAAAGAUUUGUAUACAAUCAAAGGGAAUGCCCAUGGAACACCGUGCAUGUUUCCCUUCCAGUAUAACCAUCAGUGGCAUCAUGAAUGCACCCGGGAAGGGCGGGAAGACAACUUACUGUGGUGUGCCACAACAAGCCGAUAUGAAAGAGAUGAGAAGUGGGGAUUUUGCCCAGAUCCCACAUCUGCAGAAGUGGGUUGUGAUGCUGUCUGGGAGAAGGAUCUCAAUUCACACAUUUGCUACCAAUUCAACCUGCUUUCCUCUCUUUCCUGGAGUGAGGCACAUUCUUCAUGCCAGAUGCAAGGAGGAGCUUUACUAAGUAUUGCAGAUGAGAACGAAGAAAACUUCAUAAGGAAGCACUUGGGCAGUGAAGCGGUGGAAAUGUGGAUAGGUCUGAAUCAACUGGAUGAAAAUGCUGGCUGGCAGUGGUCUGAUAGAACGCCGCUCAACUAUCUGAACUGGAACCCGGAAAUAAGUUUUGAGCCAUUUGUUGAGUAUCAUUGUGGAACAUUGAAUUCAUUGAUGCCAAAUGCCUGGCAGAGUCGGGAUUGUGGGUCCACCUUGCCUUAUAUAUGUAAAAAGUAUCUAAACCACAGUGAUCAAGAAGUGACUGAAAAAGAUGCUUGGAAAUAUUACACUACCUACUGUGAGCCUGGCUGGAAUCCCCAUAAUCGUAACUGCUAUAAACUUCAGAAAGAAAAAAAGACCUGGAAGGAAGCUUUGCAUUCUUGCCAGUCUGACAACAGCACAUUAAUAAACAUUGCUUCAUUAGCACAGGUGGAGUUUCUUAUAACCCUCCUUGGAGAUGAAAAUGCAUCAGAAACAUGGAUUGGUUUGAGCAGCAAUAAAAUUCCAGUUUCCUUUGAAUGGUCCAAUGGCUCUUCAGUCACCUUUACUAAUUGGCACGCACUUGAGCCCCAAAUUCUUCCAAAUAGAAGCCAACUAUGUGUCUCAGCAGAGCAAUCUGAGGGGCACUGGAAAGUUAAAAAUUGUGAAGAAACACUUUUUUACGUUUGUAAGAAAGCAGGCCAUGUCCUUUCUGACACUGAAUCAGGCUGUCAAAAGGGAUGGGAGAGACAUGGUAGAUUCUGUUACAAAAUUGACACUGUCCUUCGAAGCUUUGACCAUGCCUCCAGUGGUUAUUACUGUCCUCCUGCACUUGUAACCAUUACAAACAGGUUUGAACAGGCUUUUAUUACCAGUUUGAUCAGUAGUGUGGUAAAAAUGAAGGGCAGUUAUUUCUGGAUAGCUCUUCAGGAUCAAAAUGGCACAGGAGAAUACACUUGGAAGACAGCAGAGGGUCAGAAGUCUGAGCCGGUGCAGUACACACACUGGAAUGCAUAUCAGCCUCGCUACAGUGGUGGCUGUGUUGUCAUGCGAGGAAGGAAUCCACCUGGUCGCUGGGAAGUGAAGGACUGCAGACAAUUUAAGGCAAUGUCCCUGUGUAAGCAACCAGUGGGAAAUCAGGAGAAAACGGAGCAGGAAGAGAGAUGGCCCUUUCACCCCUGCUACUUGGACUGGGAAUCAGAGCCUGGCUUGGCGAGCUGCUUCAAGGUAUUUCAUAGUGAAAAAGUCCUGAUGAAAAGAACAUGGAGAGAAGCAGAAGCAUUUUGUGAAGAAUUUGGAGCUCAUCUUGCAAGCUUUGCCCAUAUUGAGGAAGAGAAUUUUGUGAAUGAGCUUUUGCAUUCAAAAUUCAAUAGGACAGAAGAAAGGCAGUUCUGGAUUGGAUUUAAUAAAAGAAACCCACUGAAUGCUGGCUCCUGGGAGUGGUCUGAUGGGACUCCUGUUGUCUCUUCAUUUUUAGACAAUACUUAUUUUGGAGAAGAUGCAAGAAAUUGUGCUAUUUAUAAAACAAAUAAAACAUUGCUGCCCUUGCACUGUGGUUCCAAACGUGAAUGGAUAUGCAAGAUUCCAAGAGAUGUGAGACCCAAGAUUCCACCCUGGUACCAGUACGAUGCACCCUGGCUCUUUUAUCAGGAUGCAGAGUAUCUUUUUCAUACCUAUGCUGCAGAAUGGUCCUCCUUUGAGUUUGUCUGUGGCUGGCUACGUGGUGAUCUUCUCACAAUUCAUUCUGCACAUGAGCAAGAAUUUAUCCUCAGGAAAAUAAGAGCGCUAUCAAAGUAUGGUAUAAAUUGGUGGAUUGGACUUCAAGAAGAAAGAGCCAAUGAUGAAUUUCGCUGGAGAGAUGGAACGCCAGUAACAUACCAAAACUGGGACAAGGGAAGAGAUGGAUCUAUGAAUAAUCAGAGCCAGAGAUGUGGCUUCAUUUCAUCCCUAACAGGACUCUGGGCUAGUGAAGAGUGUUCAGUUUCUAUGCCUAGCAUCUGUAAGCGAAAGAAGGUUUGGAUCAUAGAGAAAGAGAAAGAUAUCCCAAAACAACAUGGAACAUGUCCCAAAGGAUGGCUAUAUAUUAACUAUAAGUGCCUUUUGGUGAAAAUCCCCAAAGACCCAAGGGAUUGGAAGAACUGGACAUCAGCUCAAGAUUUCUGUGUUGAAGAAGGGGGCACACUGGUCGCCAUUGAAAAUGAGGUGGAGCAAGCUUUCAUUACUAUGAAUCUUUUUGGCCAGACCACUAAUGUGUGGAUAGGGUUACAAAAUGGUAAUUAUGAAAAAUGGCUAAAUGGAAAGUCUGUGGCAUAUUCUAACUGGUCUCCAUUUGAUAUAAAUAUUCCAAGUCAUAACAUCACUGAAGUUCAAAAACACAUUCCUCUCUGUGCCUUGCUGUCGAGUAAUCCUAAUUUUCAUUUCACUGGAAAAUGGUAUUUUGAAGACUGUGGAAAAGAAGGUCAUGGGUUUGUUUGUGAAAAAAUGCAGGAUACCUCUGGACACAGUGUAAAUACAUCUGAUAUGUAUCCAGUCCCCAAUACCUUAGAAUAUGGAAACAGAACUUAUAAGAUAAUUAAUGCAAAUAUGACUUGGUAUACAGCAAUAAAAACCUGCCUAAUGCAUGGAGCAGAAUUGGCCAGCAUUACAGAUCAGUAUCACCAGUCCUUCCUCACUGUUAUCCUCAACCGGUUAGGACAUCCCCACUGGAUUGGAUUGUUCACUGCAGAUAAUGGUCUUAAUUUUGACUGGUCAGAUGGCACCAAAUCCUCCUUCACUUUUUGGAAAGACGAUGAGUCAUCCAUCUUGGGUGACUGUGUUUUUGCCGACACCAGUGGACGCUGGAGUAGCACAGCCUGCGAGUCAUUUCUGCAAGGAGCAAUUUGUCACGUACCUACUGAAACAAAACCAUUUGGACACCCAGAGUUGUGCUCAGAAACAUCUAUUCCCUGGAUAAAAUUCAAAAGUAAUUGCUACAGUUUUUCUACAGUCCUAGACAGUACGAGUUUUGAGGCUGCUCAUGAAUUUUGCAAAAAGGAAGGAUCUAAUCUUUUAACAAUCAAGGAUGAGACUGAAAAUUCAUUUCUCCUAGAAGAGCUUUUUGCUUUUGGUUCUUCUGUCCAGAUGGUUUGGUUGAAUGCUCACUUUGAUGGUGACAAUGAAACCAUAAAGUGGUUUGAUGGAACUCCCACAGACCAGUCGAACUGGGGCAUUCGGAAGCCAGAGACGGACCAUGUCAAACCCCAUCUGUGUAUUGCCCUGAGGAUCCCUGAAGGAGUGUGGCAGUUAUCUCCAUGUCAAGAAAAAAAAGGAUUUAUAUGCAAAAUGGAAGCAGAUAUUCACACAAUAAAGGAGCACUCAAGAAAAGGACCAAGUCACAGCAUUGUACCUCUUGCGGUAGCACUGACACUGAUAGUAAUUCUGGCAAUUUCUGCACUUUCUUUCUGUAUAUACAAGCACAACAGAGGUAUCUUCAGGAGACUUGCAGGGUUUGGGAAUCCUUACUAUCCUACAACCAACUUUAGUACAGUACAUUUGGAAGAAAACAUUCUCAUUUCUGAUCUUGAGAAGAAUGACCAAUAA
Molecule: messenger RNA, 4392 nt
Organism: Puma concolor (puma)
Lineage: Eukaryota; Metazoa; Chordata; Mammalia; Carnivora; Felidae
Gene: PLA2R1
Product: phospholipase A2 receptor 1
Source: RefSeq, a predicted model, not a curated record